GUUCUCGAUGAUUACAAAUAGAGAGAAUGUUUUGAGUAUUGGCAACACUGCUAUUUUACACAAAUUGAACUAUUUGCCGUAGAUACUGAGGAUUUAUCAAUAUAUUGAAAAGGAUAAUCAAACAACGAUGUGUGUUUCUAUUCAAAAUAAAGUUGGAAGAAAAACAGAUAUACAAAUAUUAUGGUGUUCAAUUGUAACAUAGCGACCAUAGGAAUAAUGUGAGAUAUCAACUAUUAAUUAAGGUUCCACCUGUGCGGGCGUCGAUCAUGGAGGGCUACCGAAAUUCACCGGCACAGCCCUUGCUGGACGUAAGUGAUCAUGAUCGAGAACGACCCCUGUCAUAUUCUUCUGAUGAGGAAUCGAGCAAUCCUGCAACACCAUAUAAAAAAGUAGAGGACAAAAACAAAUCAAAUGGGAAUAGUUGUGCAGAAAGUGAUGAGGUCGAGGGAAAUAAAGUAGAAAAAGAAAGCAGACAAAAGAAACAUGCGAAAUUUGUGUCGAGCUUGUCUCCAAAGAUAACGCGAUCAGAUUCCGUAAAGUUUGGAAAAUCAGCCAAUGGUAAUGUAAGUAGAAAGAACUCUCAACCAAUCGGAAACUCUACACCUCCAAAACCGUCCAGACGUGUGCCAAGUUUAAAACUUAAACGUAUGAGCAUUGAAAGACAUACAGAUAAAUCAGAUUCAAACAUGCCGUGUUUACCAAACUGCAAUAAAAAUAAACAAGGAAACCCGUCAAUCACGAUCACAAUAGAUUCUGACGAUGAUUCGGUAUACAGUGAUUAUUUAAAUACAGAUUAUAAAAAUGACACGAAUAAAGUGAAAUAUAUUGGUGAUCAAACUUCUUUGUAUGGGACACCAAAGGAAGAGCUUUUUACAAAUUCUCAGGAAAAUAUGAAUUAUGAGCAAAAAUCUAGUCCAACCUCAUUCCUAAAGGAACAAAUUGUGUCUUUUUUUCAACCUUCGGAUAAUAAACUUGCAAUGAAAUUAUUUGGAAAUAAGAAUGCUUUGAUGAAAGAAAAAUUGCGACAUAAACGAGUUGGGAAUUGGGUUAUACAUCCCUGUAGUAACUUUAGAUUUUAUUGGGAUUUAUUUAUGUUAGUUCUGUUAAUAGCCAAUCUGAUUAUACUUCCUGUUGCCAUAUCAUUUUUUAAUGACGAUCUCAGUACACACUGGAUAGUAUUUAACUGCAUAUCAGAUACAGUCUUUUUCCUGGAUAUUGUUAUUAAUUUUAGAACGGGUGUGAUUGUUAAUGACUUUGCAGAUGAAAUUAUAUUGGAUCCAAAGCUUAUCGCAAGACAUUACAUAAAAAGUUGGUUUUUCUUAGAUUUAAUAAGUUCUAUUCCAAUGGAUUAUAUUUUCCUCUUAUGGGACGCAGAGGCGAACCAGCUGUUCCAUGCAGGUACUGAAACCAGAUUGGAUGUGACUCCUUAUUGGCAAGGGAGAGCCCUCCGAAUGUUACGUUUAGCCAAACUGCUCAGUUUACUUAGAUUGCUCAGGUUAUCACGUUUAGUAAGAUAUGUACAGCAAUGGGAAGAGUUUCUUGCACUAGCUGGAAAAUUUAUGAGAAUUUUCAAUUUAGUUUGCCUAAUGUUUUUACUUGGACAUUGGAAUGGAUGUCUACAGUUUUUAGUUCCAAUGUUACAGGACUAUCCCAAAGAUUCUUGGGUGUCCAUUGAGGAGCUGAAGGAUGCUCCAUGGUGGACACAGUACACGUGGGCGUUAUUCAAAGCUCUUUCACACAUGCUAUGCAUAGGAUAUGGAAGAUUUCCACCUCAAAAUUUGACAGAUACUUGGCUCACUAUUUUGAGUAUGCUAAGUGGCGCCACCUGCUAUGCACUAUUUUUGGGUCAUACCACUACUAUUAUACAGUCUUUUGAUACAUCGAGACGACUUUAUAACGAGAAGUUUAAACAAGUAGAGGAAUACAUGAUAUUUAGAAAGUUGCCUCAUAGUCUAAGACAAAGAAUUUCUGAAUAUUAUGAACAUAGAUUCCAGGGGAAAAUGUUCGACGAAGAGUACAUUUUAACUGAACUUAAUUCAUGUCUACGACAGGAUAUCAUCAACCAUAACUGUAGAGCUUUAGUGAAGUCUGUUCCAUUUUUCACAAAUGCAGAUCCGCAAUUUGUGUCAGAGGUGAUAAGUAAACUGAAAUUUGAGGUCUUUCAACCAGGGAAUUUUAUAAUUAGAGAGGGAACAAUGGGAACAAAAAUGUAUUUUAUACAAGAAGGAAUUGUGGAUAUUAUAACAAAAGACGGAGAAGUAGCGACUUCUUUAUCUGAUGGGUCAUAUUUUGGAGAAAUAUGUCUACUGACAAAUGCAAAACGUGUAGCAAGUGUUCGAGCAGAAACGUACGUGAACUUAUAUUCCUUGUCUGUUGAACAUUUCAACGAUGUACUGGAUAGAUAUCCAGUAAUGAGACGAACAAUGGAAAGUGUAGCUGCAGAGCGUCUGACUAAAAUAGGGCAAAACCCAAGUAUUGUCAGUAGUAGGGCAGAUCUCGAGGAAGAUCAAAAACUUGUUAACGAACUUGUCAUGGAGUCAACUCCAGUAGUAACAAGUGCAAGUGAAGACGAAGAUAAAGACUCAGAUGAUAGCUCUGAAAGUUCUAAAAGCUCGAAAAGAAAAAAGAAAUUCAAAUUUGAUUUUACUGGAAAAUUGCAUAAAAUUACAGAGGAACGAAAAUCAAAAUCAAGAGAAAGCUUAAAGGAUGUAUGUGACUCUGAUAAUAAAGUCAGAAUGCGUAAAGCACCGUCUGGUUCUAACUUGUUUGGACUGAGGGUCCCUAAACUCGGACUUAAACAUCGAUUUGGAAGUGUAGGAUCAAAUCUAAAUGCUUUAUCUUCAGUACAAGAGUCUAGUCUAGAAACAUGUCGGAGACCAAGCUUUUUAAAUACAAAAAUAUUUAGAACAGGUAGAUCACGUGAAAAGACUAAAUCUACUGGAGGAGAAGAUUCGCCAUCCUCGGAAGGUCAUGGCAGUCUUAAGCAAUAUUUAAAUGUUCCUAUGUAUAGUAAAUCCAAGUCAAAAUCGACUAACGAUAAUUCAUUAUCAAGUGUCUGUGAUAGUUUAAGUAAGGAAGAUCCUAAAUCACCGCAACCUAAAUUAAAUAUUCCUUCUGUUGAUUCACCAGUCAUAUCGUCUAGUGAAGAUAUUCCUACUGCUACGACCCCAUUGGUAUCGGUUGCUGUAAAUAAUCAGGAAUAUGCCAAAAAAUCAGAACAAAAGUCUCCUCUAAAGGCUAGCACAAGUAAAGAUAAUGCAAAGAAUGUUAUUCCGUCAAGUCCGCCAAAACCGGACCAUUUAACGAUAGACAUUGAUGACUGUGAUACAAUUUCCCAGAAUUCCUUCCUUUGAUGGCAAUGUUUCUUAGUUCGUUAUUUAUUAUUUUCAUGAUGUUUUGUUAUGUUCAUAAAGUUCCUGACUGGUGGUAAGGGUCUGGAUGGGAUAUAAAAUAAUGGGUAAAAAGUACUGAAUAAUGGAAAAAGUAUAAAGAUAACAGAACAAUAGGUAAAACAUUGAAAAAAGAAGAAUGUCGUGCCCAAAGAUAAAGAACAGAACAUAAGGGUACAAUUUUUUAAUAAAAAAAAAAUGAUUUCAAGAGUUCAUGAAUACAGAAAUGAAGAAUCCCCCUUCAGACCCUCAUAGAUAUUCACGUUUUCCCCCUUCAGACCCUCAUAGAUAUACGCGUUUCCCCAUUCAGACCCUCAAAGAUAUACGCGUUUCCCUAUUAUUUCUUUAUUUAUUUAAUUUAAGUAUAGUGUGCGGAGUGUAACGUUUUGAAAUAGUAUAUAGUAUGAAUUGGUUUAGUCUCUUGAAAUGAUCUUAUCUCAUAUUAAUUUAAAUCAAGUAUUGAAAAUAAACUCAUCAUAGAUACCAGGACUAAAUUCAGUAUAUACGCUAGACGCGCGUUUCGUCUACAAAAGACUCAUGAGUGAAGAGCAAUUUUCAGGGGUAAACGUAUAUUCCGAAAUAAUGUUAAAAGUGAAUUUUGUCCCGAAAUAGCUUAUAGAUAUGUUUACUAAGAUAAUAUCAAAAGUGUUUUGAAAGCGAUAUAAAAAUAAAUUAUGUUUGGCUGAUGUGGUUCCCUCCACUGUUCGGUAUUUUGUUUCUUAAUACAGAAUGACAGACAUUGGUAGCGCUGUCAACGAUUUAAAUUGAAAAAAUCUUUCUUUACAUAUACCCUUUCUGAAAGUAUUAUUUUGUCCGGUACUAUUAAGUAUACCAAAGUUAUUCAUGUUAUACUUUUUAACAAAUUUUAUUCUGCAGUUUUCAAAUCUUUAGGUGUAAUACACCAAAUCAUAGUACGUCACAUCCAGUUACGAUAAAGAGUCGAAACAAAGUUGCCAGUUGUAGGUAGCUAAUCCUACAUGUCAUUGCAGUAAAUACAAAAUCGGGGUCAUAAACAUAUAUCUUUGGUGUUACAAAGCAAUAUUAUUUUUAAUUUGGUGUUUCUAUAGGAUAUUUUGGAAACUUGAUGUUACUUUAUCUAGUAAACAGGUAAAAGCAGAAGGUGAACAUUUUAUUGGUGAACUUCCUGUGAAGGUUAUUUUUUUUAUAUGCAAUGAAAUGAUAAAUAUGUGAAAUUUUGUCUAUAGUAUUACUAAUGCUAAUUGUUUCUUUAAUUGAAACAAAGAUAAAUUCUGCACAAUUUUUUGAAAGGUGCAAAUUUAACAAAGACUAAUAGGUAAAAAUCACUGGUGAUAUUACAUAUUUACCACCCAGAAUUGUUUUAGUUGUCACAAGAUAAGAAACAAUAUGUUGAAUAUACAUUGAUAUACUCAACGAAUAAAAAGAGGUAGCUUCUGGUCAACAUAUUGUUUUCAACAACAGAAAAGUGCCAAAACAAUAUUUUAAGCAAUUGUUCUGACGCAUGGAAAGUCGUGAACCUAUAAAAUACAGACUAUUAAAAAACCUAAACGAACGUGAAACCACUUACAAUGUUUCUGACUUGUGACCGACACUUUAAUAUGCAGCUUGUGUUCUCUUUCAUCUAAAUUAAAUUUUAAAAUUUCAAAAUGCUCGCAUAGCAUAUUAAGUCCUUGGUUCGUUUUACCAUGUACCAUUUAGGAUGCAACUGUUCUAUAUAUAUACCUGUAAGCCACGUGCAAAUCUGAUUGACGUACAGAUCCUAUGUUCACGCUACCUUUAUAAAGACCUCUUCUAUAGACAAAAAUUAUACAUAGUCUCUAGAUUUUAAUCAGAUUGGUCACAUGAUCAAAUUGUGGUAUUCGGUCAUUGCAUUUAUAGAAUUAUCAACAAUAUUUUGCUUUCACGCAAAAAAUAGUGCGUACUCUUUUCACACAAAAUAUAUACGUCCGGUUGCAUUAAUACGUUAUUAUUAAAACUCUUCAUGUUUGACGCUUUCUCAUUAAGGAUGCGCAUUUUGUGUAUUUGUCCUAAUACCUGUAGUGUUGUUUUUGAUAUGUCCCAGUAGCACGAUGCCUAUCCUCUAUAUUAAAGCAUGUAAUUAUAAUUAUUCAGAAUAAGGUAAUAGAUGAUUCUUUUCAUAUUAAAAACGUUUAUACAAAACAAAGUUUCCAAGGGCUUUCAUUUCCUUUUAAUCUAAAAUUGUGAUAGAAGUUUUUUCUCAAGUUUUCAUUUGUAUGCAUAUAGUAUACGUGUGUAGUUUUAUCAUAAAUCUUUUGUUUGUGCAUUUUUGUAUUGCACAUCUUACAUGCAUAAUGUAUAAAAAAUCAUUCAGGUAUGAUUGAUGGUUUUAGUGCCAAAGUUUUUAUAUUCGUUAUACACAACGAAUAAAACAGAUAGAGAAUUACGAUUGGUGUGCGUUUAGUUGCAGUUUUCUUUUCAGUUCCGUACUGGUUAUUUACUGUUAUAAUUGUGGUGGCUAACGCCACCAUAAUAAAACCCUGUAUAAAUUUAAGUGAUGUCCAUGAAGCAUUGUAUAUUAUUAUGUAAAAAAUACUUUACAGGUUUUUAUAAGUAUUUUUGUUUGGUUCACUUUUUAAAAUUUAAUAUGUUUCGAGGGAUUCGUGCAUUCAGAAAAUGCCAAAAAAAACAUGAAUGUAAAGAUUAAAAAACGGUACACAUUAAGUUGUGGUUCGUUGACAAAACAAAAAGCUUUGACAGAUAAUUUCAUCUUUUUUUUUUCAUUCCAAUAUCAUUCCGUUUAACUGUGUGUUAGUUUUGUUGAGUCAUUUUUUGUGAAUUAAUGUAUUUAUUUUGCAUUUUAUUGCGACUUUUUUCACCUUUAAAGUGAAGAACUUAACGGACAAUACUAAAUAUGUUGGAAUUGUUUUAAUAGUCCGUCAUUGAUUGCAUAUUAAAUUUUGUUUCUAUUGACAAUGCAAAGUUUUGUUAAACGUUUUAUUUUUGUAGCAAGAUGACACGUGAUAUGCAACUUCAAAAUUUAAUGAAUAAAGAGUAUCAAAUA
Messenger RNA from Mytilus trossulus (common blue mussel), 6390 nucleotides. Its product is annotated as potassium/sodium hyperpolarization-activated cyclic nucleotide-gated channel 1-like. Gene Ontology annotation, cellular component: HCN channel complex; membrane. Gene Ontology annotation, biological process: sodium ion transmembrane transport; regulation of membrane depolarization; potassium ion transmembrane transport. NCBI's taxonomy places the organism in Eukaryota, Metazoa, Mollusca, Bivalvia, Mytilida, Mytilidae. The coding region runs from base 267 to 3353 and encodes 1028 amino acids. The transcript is spliced from 10 exons. The record is from RefSeq and is a predicted model, not a curated record. Gene Ontology annotation, molecular function: voltage-gated potassium channel activity.